GAACUUAGCUCAGUGUUCACAUCGUUGCAGUAGUUGACAACCAACUUCGGCGAAUCCGAACAAGAUCGACUGUUUGUUUAAACAGAAGUUUAAUUUUUACGAUCGAUUUAAAAACAACUUUAAAAAGCGUGGGUGUAAACAUACCAUACUCAAAUAAUGGUCGAUUACAGCAAGUGGAAGGAUAUCGAAAUUUCAGACGACGAAGAUGAUACUCAUCCUAACAUUGAUACACCAUCCUUGUUUAGAUGGCGUCAUCAAGCGAGAUUGGAACGAAUGGAAGAAAGAAAACGUGAACACGAGGAACAUGAAAAGAAAAAGGCAGAACACAAGCAAAAACUUAAGGAUACAAAAGAAAGGCUUGCAAGGUUAGAAAACGAGCAAAAGGAUUCUGCCGAUUUAACUGCAUUAAAAAAAGUUUUGCAAGACCUUGAAGAAGAAGAGAAACAAAUUAAAGCAAGAGAAGAUGAAAUGAAUAAAAAGGAAAAGAUGACACCAUGGAAUGUGGAUACAAUCGGUCAGGAUGGAUUUACAAAAACUGUAAUAAACACAAAACCGGCAAGGAGUGAUGAUGAUUCAAGUUUCUCAGAUGAAGAGAAGGAGAAAAGAAUGAAGCAAUUUGUAAAGGAUAAUGAGAAAAAGUUAAAAGAAUUUGGUAUGCUUAGAAGAUACGACGAUAGUAAGAAAUUUCUUUUGGAUAAUCCACAGAUAGUUUGUGAGAAUACAGCAAAUUAUUUAGUUAUUUGGUGUAUUAAUCUAGAAAUGGAAGAGAAACAUGAUUUAAUGGAACACGUGGCCCAUCAAUGCAUAUGCAUGCAAUAUAUAUUGGAAUUAUCCAAGCAAUUGGAUAUUGAUCCUAGAGCUUGCGUUAGUUCCUUUUUUAGUCGUAUACAAAUUGCAGAAGUAGAAUACAAGAAUUCUUUUGACGACGAACUUAGAGCAUUUAAGGAUAGAAUAUGUAAGCGUGCUGCCGAAAAGGUUGCAGAUGCGCUUAGAGAAGCGGAAGAGGAAGAAAGAAAAGCGAGGCUUGGCCCUGGUGGUCUUGAUCCAAUUGAAGUUUUUGAAAGUCUUCCAAAGUCUUUUCAAAAAUGUUUCGAAGCACAGGACAUACCAUUAUUGCAACAAACAAUAGCUGCUAUGCCUGAAGAAGAAGCUAGAUAUCAUAUGAAACGUUGUAUCGAUAGUGGUCUUUGGGUACCAGAUGCUAAAGCUAAAGAUAAAGAGGAACAAGAGCAAAAAGAAAAAGAAGAAACUACUGUUACGGCCAAUCCAGAAUAACACUUUGAACUAAGCUCCGCUUUCGCAUCUGUAUUUUUUCUUUUUCUCUUUGUUAAGAUACUGCUUGACUUAUAGAUUUACAAUAGAUCAAUUAAAAUAAAAUUAUUCGCAACAGAGAAAAGGAGGAUAAUUCUAUCCUCCGUAUGAUUUAUCCAAAAAAAAAAAAAAAAACAAAAAAAAACAAAAAAAAAACAAGAAAAAAAAAGAAGUAUCAAUAAUAUUUUCAUAACUAUAGCUGAAAACUAACUGAAAAUUCGUUUAAUUAACGUUGGAGACUGAGAUUAUUUUCUUAUAAUACGUUUUUUUUUUUUUUUUUUUUUCUUUUUUUUAUUGGAAUUCUUUCAGUUAAUACAAGAUGAUAAUAAAAGUGCAAAAUUAUUAAUCGAAAUAUAUCAUAUGCAGCAGUACUUUCCUUUCGCGGUAUAUUCAUAAUUGUACUUUCAAUGUAAUUCGUAAAAAAAAAAAAAAAAAAAAAAAAAAAAAAAAAAGAAAACAGUAUUAAGAAAAGAGCGUUCUAUAUGUAUGUAACUAAUCUUAAAGUGUAUAGAAUAUAUGUACAUAUAUUCUUUAUGCUAUCGUGUUCCAUCAUUUCUGCAUUUUAUGAAUUUCUGACCAAUAUGUAAUAUGUACAUUACACAAUGUAUAUCGUUGCAUAUGAAUUGUGUAAAUAAAUAAAUCUUUAUUGACCAAA
Messenger RNA from Vespa crabro (European hornet), 1966 nucleotides. RefSeq names its product hsp90 co-chaperone Cdc37 (gene Cdc37). Bases 157 to 1275 code for a protein of 372 amino acids. Gene Ontology annotation, cellular component: cytoplasm. NCBI's taxonomy places the organism in Eukaryota, Metazoa, Arthropoda, Insecta, Hymenoptera, Vespidae. Gene Ontology annotation, molecular function: heat shock protein binding; protein-folding chaperone binding; protein kinase binding. Gene Ontology annotation, biological process: protein folding; protein stabilization. The record is from RefSeq and is a predicted model, not a curated record. The transcript has 5 exons.